AGAUCUGGGGUUGCUCUCAGAUCUGCCCGGUUGUUGUUUGUCAGCGAGCUGCAGCUAGUUACAAGUGGAAAAUUAUCCUCCGUAAGAGCACUCCGUGCUAGGAUUUCUCCGGACUCUGAAUGUUUCUGCGGGGUUAACCGGGCAGUAUGAGAGAGACUGACUCUGCUGCAAUGCGUAUAAAAUCCGCAUUCAAUAAUGUGACAAUGUCUGGCAUACACCCUCAUCAACUCUCGAAGCACAAAUAGACCUUAAGUUGCAUCAUGUUCGUAACCUGGCCGUUUCUGGUCCUCGUGGCCAUUCCGAUGGUUUCAGCAUAUCCCUCCGGCAUCCUUCAGAAGAGACCUUUCGAAUGGGACUCUACGAAAUACCUAAUCGCCUUCGGUGACUCGUAUACAUACGUUCAAGGAACACAUGGCCUUCAGAACUACAGUUUCAUCGGCGAUCUGCAAAAUUUUGAAUAUGAUCCACAGACUCUCCUUGCUGACAAGAUUGUCCAAAUCCAGACCGCAACUGCAGAAGGAGGCCCAAACUGGGUAGAAUACCUAACGGGCUGCGGGCUCGUGGAGGGCGUUACCUCGCCCUUUGACUGCGAACAACAGCUAUGGGAUUUUGCAUUUGCAGGGGCAGACAUCUCGGUUGAAUACACGCCUCUCCACCACAACUUUACUGUCUCGCUCGUCAACCAGGUCAAACAAUUCAACGACUACGCACAGCCCGUCCUCAAGCAGACUGUGGAUCAAUCGCAUGCGCUGGUGGCCAUCUGGAUCGGCAUCAACGACAUCGGCGACAGUUCCAAGUACGACGUCGAUUUCCCGACUUUCUACAACGAGCUUAUGGAUACACUCUUCUCCUCUGUUCAGACAAUCUACUCUCUGGGAUAUCGCUCCUAUCUCUUCAUGAACCUUCCCCCGCUGGACCGGAGACCAGGCAACCUAGGCAGUGCUGAUCCCAGCCCCAAUGCGACACAAAUCACUUGGUACAACGAUGCAUUAUCGCAGCACGCAGAAGCUUUCCACGGACGCUACACAGACACCAACGUGAUGUUGUUCGACGCUCAUAGUGAGCUCAGCUAUAUCCUGGACCACCCAAGCCAGUACGGCAUCGUGAACACAACAAAUUUCUGCGCAGGCUAUGACCAGCCGGACAUUGCGUGGAAUUACAAAGCGUACGGGUGUCCAACACCUCUGAGCACAUAUUUCUGGUACAACUCGGGGCACAUGACGAGUCACGUUCAUAAGAUACUGGCCAGUGCUGUUCUGGAGAAGCUGGAGGCGUGGUCUAGUUGAUCUGCUCUGACAACCAUAUGCA
Molecule: messenger RNA, 1308 nt
Organism: Aspergillus ibericus CBS 121593
Lineage: Eukaryota; Fungi; Ascomycota; Eurotiomycetes; Eurotiales; Aspergillaceae
Product: SGNH/GDSL hydrolase family protein
Exons: 4
Coding region: 261-1286 (341 amino acids)
Molecular function (GO): hydrolase activity, acting on ester bonds
Source: RefSeq, a predicted model, not a curated record